Sardina pilchardus (European sardine) is the source of this 1588-nucleotide messenger RNA. Its product is annotated as Ferritin light chain, oocyte isoform-like. NCBI's taxonomy places the organism in Eukaryota, Metazoa, Chordata, Actinopteri, Clupeiformes, Clupeidae. Gene Ontology annotation, biological process: iron ion transport; intracellular iron ion homeostasis. Gene Ontology annotation, cellular component: cytoplasm. The transcript is spliced from 3 exons. The record is from RefSeq and is a predicted model, not a curated record. Gene Ontology annotation, molecular function: ferrous iron binding; ferric iron binding. Bases 227 to 838 code for a protein of 203 amino acids.
UUUGACGCUGUCCUUACGUCUAAAUUUAGUCGUGCUCGAGCAACCUCCGACUGUAAACAAUUCGAGUCUGGUGUAUUUCUUUGCAUGAAAUGCUUUAAUUGACCAGCUACCGUACGACGUCAUACGGGAUGUGAAGAAAUUUGAAAGCGCAAGAGGCGCUGGUGCAACUUGAUAACUUUAAUAAUUCUUCCGCGAGUUACAUUGUAGCCACUGCCGCGAAAUAAACAUGUCGGAGCCCAGUGGGAAAAGAUUAAAAACCAACCUGCCGAUCUGUAAGAUGCACCGUGUAUUUGUCGGUAGUAAAGUUAAGCAGAAUCUCCCAGCAGUCGUGGAGGAGAGUCUCUGUGGCGUUUCGACCUUAAUUAUGGAAAUCGCUUAUAGACUUCAAGCACUGGGAAAGAUAUUUGAACAGGAUAACUUGGCCCUUCCUAGAGUUGCGAGCUUCUUCCAACUGGAGUCGGAGAGGGAGCAGGAACAGGCAGAAGCCAUGCUCCAGUAUCUGAAUGAGCGUGGAGGACAGUACUGCAACAAAGACAUCAAGAGACCCGGUAGUGAGGCAGUGUGCGGUCUGCUCCCUGCCCUGGAGCUGAUGCUGGCGCAGUGGAAGGAGGAGAUGGCCGUCAUGAUGGAGCUCUCCCAGCUCGCCCGCGAACACGGCGACCCUCACUCCGCCAGCGUGGUCAAGCACCGCUUCCUGACUCCGCUCGUCCCCAAGGUCAAGCUGAUCGGCGACCUCUUGACCAACGCCCGGAGAAUGGGCUGUACGGCCGACGGAGCCGGCGGCUACGGGGAAUACCUGAUCGACCAGCUCCAGGAAGAACUGACCUCCAACGCUUGAGCUCCCUCGGUUCCUGCUCCUCUCAGAUGGGUGCAUGUUUAGGCCCCAUCUGGAUCCUGCUCCUCUGUGCCUCAUUCUCUAGUGUCUCUGUUCAGCCAAGGGAAGUUUAACCUGUAACGUGUCCGCUUGAUGUAAAGUGUUUGGUAGAGAGUGCUUUGUGACCUGUACAGUAGGUCUUGUAGAGAACUUUUAUAUGGGCUGACCUGUCAGUAUUUGUUUGGGAAAGGCAGGCCCGUUUGGAAUAGUAGUAGAAUGUAUGGAAUUGCACUCCUAGUGAAUACACUGUUCCUAUGGCCUUUGUGAAUAGUUUCUCCUGAACUUUGUUGAUCCAAAGAUAUUUCCCUUUUGAAAUUAUUUUUCAGUAAAAUAAUAUAUGAUCAUACACAUUUGUAGACCAGCCAUCACUCCAUUUGUUUGACAUGCCAUACAUUGUCAGACCACAGUAUUUACAUCCAUAGUCACAUUGACACAUUAUGCAUCUGUAAGAAAUACUGUCACAGAAGUAGAGACUAAAAAUCGUCCUAUAGGUCCAGUAGUGGGAACGGGCGUACUAUGCACUGUUUUUUGAGAACAUGUAAAAAAAAAAAAACUGACGUGUACGAUCUUUGGGUAACAGAGUGUUGUGGCAAGGCCUUUGUCUUGUCAUUUUAUUGUGUUUACUGUUGUUGAUCCUUCACAGUAUUGUCUCUAUUUUGAUGAGUUUUGAAAGACUGUUACAAAACAUUUUGAAAUAAAGUUUUCAAUUCAGAA